This is a messenger RNA of Acanthosepion pharaonis, 462 nucleotides long. Lineage: Eukaryota; Metazoa; Mollusca; Cephalopoda; Sepiida; Sepiidae. The record is from the annotation of a GenBank genome assembly.
AUGACCCUUCUCUCUCUACAUCUCUCUAUCUCCAUCUAUCUAUCUCUCUAUCUCUCCAUCUCCAUCCAUCCAUCCAUCUCCAUCUAUCCAUCUAUCUCCAUCCAUCCAUCUAUCCAUCUAUCUCCAUCCAUCUAUCCAUCUAUCUCCAUCCAUCCAUCUAUCCAUCUAUCUCCAUCCAUCCAUCUAUCCAUCUAUCUCCAUCCAUCCAUCUAUCCAUCUAUCUCCAUCCAUCCAUCUAUCCAUCUAUCUCCAUCCAUCCAUCUAUCCAUCUAUCUCCAUCCAUCCAUCCAUCAUCCAUCCAUCCAUCUAUCUCCAUCCAUCCAUCCAUCCAUCCAUCUCCAUCCAUCCAUCCAUCUCUCUCCAUCUAUCUAUCUAUCUCUCUCCAUCUAUCUAUCUCUUCCAACGUGCUUUCCCAGAUCCUACAAUUUUAGUGUCAGUGAAAUACGGAAUCAUCAGUUCUGA